This is a messenger RNA of Salvia splendens (bonfire salvia), 1072 nucleotides long. RefSeq lists its product as uncharacterized. NCBI's taxonomy places the organism in Eukaryota, Viridiplantae, Streptophyta, Magnoliopsida, Lamiales, Lamiaceae. The transcript has 6 exons. Gene Ontology annotation, cellular component: chloroplast. The record is from RefSeq and is a predicted model, not a curated record. Bases 101 to 934 code for a protein of 277 amino acids.
UCAAAAUCAACAAGAAAGUAAAGAAACACCGAAAAAUCGAAACUUAUCGGAGAAAUCGAUGAAAUCGCGGAUGGAUUAUUUAGGUUAGACUCUCCCAAAAAUGGGAGAGUUUCUGCCGUUUUGUUCAAACUGGUUAAUCACGCAUAUAAUCUUUUUUUGCGCAAUAGUUCUGUUUAUAAUGUUUCUAUUUCUACUACUACUACUAUACAGUUGGCAUCUUAACCGUCACACAAUCUCCAUCAUGUCACCACCGGUCAUCGCGUCCCUAUCUCCCGCCGCCGCCGCCGCUCCGCCGCUACUAAAGUCUCUACACUCAGAACCACCACCUCAACUCUCCCGACCCGAAAUCACCUCGAUAUCGCGCCGCGCAGCCGCCGUUUUGCUCUCCUCAGUCAUCAUUCCCAUCCUCCGACCGCCUCUCGCCUCCGCAUUCUCAAUCGGCAUCUCAGGACCGAAGGAGUGGCUUAAGGAGCAGAAGAAGAAGUCGUUUAAAUUUCUGUUAGCUCCGGUUGAUGCCUCACGCAACAUCCUGCAGUCCGCCUACCUUUUGCUCAUGAAAAGUGAAGGAGAGUUAGGUGAAGGUGAAUUGGCCGAGGUUCAGAAUUUGUUAGUUUCUGCAGCUAGAGAUUGUGUUCCUCGUGAUAGAAGUUCUUUCGUUGAAUUACAAUCCAAUACUGGAGUAGAGGUCUGCACAUUCCGGUUGAUUGUGAAAAAUGCAGCGUCCUUGCUUGAUGACAACGACCCCCUCAAAUUAGAAGCUGAAUCCAAGCUCAAUGAUCUCAUAAGAUCAUUUUCUUCUCUUAGUGGCAUGGCUCGGGAAGAAAGUGUUCAACUUACUUUGAACAGGAAACAAAGAGUUGUAGAUGCACUUAAGGAUACCAUAUCUUCACUAAACAACUUUGAGCAGGGUAUCAAGGACUGUCUCCAAGUUUGAUCAUUCCACCUCUUGCUAAAUGUUCUUAACACGACUUCUUUUAAAUGUAAACUAGUACAUUGUAGAACAGGUGGUUUAAUUACAAUUAUUAACACCAACACUGUCUAUUGCAAUAGUUAUGUACUGUUUUAAAUAUCA